CUGUAACUAAACGUACUUUACCAAAUAAUAGCCUAAGUUAAUAUUUGCAUUUAUAUCAAUAACGUUUGUAUUUAUAAUAAAAGUGUUGUUAUAUAUACAAACAAACAUUAAUUAAUAAUCGUAUUACAAUGGCAACUAAUGUAAGACACGUAUUAUAUAAGAAGAUUACAAGAUUUAUAGAAAAUGUAGAAGACGCAAGUAAUAUAAUUUCUCAUUUAGACAUGAAACAAAGACAAUCGGGAGUGUUUUCUUUUAUACUUCCUUUACGAACGAAACAGUAUGAUUUAAGAAACAACAUAAAAACUAUAUUAAACUCUGACAUAAAAUCAGAUUUAAGUGAUAUUAUUGUUGAAGAGGAUGCAUUAUCUCUUAAUGUAUUUAGAGAAGAUUACAUUAAGCAAUUCCUUGAAAGCAAUUGUCAUAAAAUUGUUCCUCAGAAACUUGUUAACAACAGUAAAAAUAUUAUAGUUGAAUUUAGCUCACCAAAUAUCGCAAAACCAUUUCAUUUAGGACAUUUACGUUCCACAAUUAUAGGAAACUAUGUCGCCAAUAUAAAUAGUUAUUUGGGAAAUAAUGUCAAGAGAAUAAAUUAUUUAGGUGAUUGGGGUACACAGUAUGGUUUUAUUCAGAUUGGGAUUGAUAUGUCUAAUCUUGAUAGUAAGAAAAUGCAAAAUGACGCUAUCAGAAAUUUAUAUAAUGCUUACGUACUUGCUAAUAAAUCAAUGGAAAAUGAUUCUACUAUCGCAGAUAAAGCUAGAGAAAUCUUCAGACAAUUGGAGACAGGAGAAAGUAUUGCAUGUCAAGAAUGGGAGCUUUUUAGAAAAUAUACGAUAGAGGAAUUAAAAAAAAUUUAUGAUAGAAUAGGUAUUGCUUUUGAUGAAUAUCAUUGGGAAUCUAUGUAUAAAGCAGUGAAUUUAAAAGAAAUAAUUUCGUUAAUGGAAAAUAUGAAUUUAUUAUCGUAUGAUAAAGAAAGUAGAAAAGUGAUACAUUUAAAUUCAGAAAAAGUUAUACCUAUUAUUAAAAGUGAUGGAACAUCACUCUAUUUAACGAGAGAUGUGGGAGCAGCUAUCGACAGGUAUAAAAAGUAUAAAUUUGAUUUGAUGUAUUACGUAGUUGACCAAACGCAAAGUAAACAUUUUACGAAUCUAAUAGAAAUAUUACAUAAAAUGAAUAUGUCUUGGGCAGAGAGAUUAAAACAUAUAAGGUAUGGGCGAAUACUUGGUAUGAGUACUAGAAAAGGUACGGCUAUAUUUUUAGAAGAUAUUUUAAAUGAAAUAAGAGAUGUUAUGAGAGAAAAACAAAUUCAAUCUCCCACAACUAAGGUUUCUUUGGACAUUUCUGAUAAUAGUUCUGAUAUAUUAGGAAUUUCUGCUGUGAUAAUUAAUGAUUUAAGAAGGAGGAGACAAAGAGAUUAUGAGUUCAAUUGGAAUGCAGCAUUUGAUAUAGAAGGAAAUACUGGUACAAAACUGCAAUAUGUCCAUUGUCGUCUUUUUAAUUUAGAAGAAAAUUCUGGUGCUAUUCUUCCAACGGAAUGCUAUCCAUCAGUUUUGAAAGAGCCAAUAGUUGACGACUUGAUAUGUAUAAUUAGUAACUUUGAAAAUACAGUUUUAAGAUCUUAUCAAGAUUUAGAACCGCGCAUUUUAGUUACUUAUCUUUUUGAACUGAGCCACACUAUCAACAAAGCUUUAAAAACAUUGAAAGUUAAAGGUGAAACAGCAGAUAUUAGCAAUCAAAGAUUACUUAUGUUCCAUGUGGCAAGAAAUGUUCUUGCACAAGGGAUGAAAUUGCUUGGUAUAACACCUUUACACAAAAUGUAAUAUAGCUUACCAUAAAAUAUCAAAUAUAUUAAAUGCCAUGAAAA
Vespula pensylvanica (western yellowjacket) is the source of this 1861-nucleotide messenger RNA. RefSeq names its product probable arginine--tRNA ligase, mitochondrial (gene ArgRS-m). Lineage: Eukaryota; Metazoa; Arthropoda; Insecta; Hymenoptera; Vespidae. The coding region runs from base 129 to 1817 and encodes 562 amino acids. Gene Ontology annotation, biological process: arginyl-tRNA aminoacylation; mitochondrial translation. The record is from RefSeq and is a predicted model, not a curated record. The transcript is spliced from 5 exons. Gene Ontology annotation, cellular component: mitochondrion. Gene Ontology annotation, molecular function: ATP binding; arginine-tRNA ligase activity.